AUGGGUUAUUCAAAAAGAAAUGUUGUUGGUUAUUAUUCAAAUUCAUUAAAAAUUAAAGGGUCAAAAUAUCAUACAUUAGGAGAAUUUUGUCAAACUGGUUAUUAUGAUUCAAUAAUUGUGGGAUCAUUAUUUUGGAAUCAAAAUUUAACAGAAUUUCAUUUUGACUGUGAAGAUUUUGAAUCUAUUAAUCAAGAUAAAAUUAUUCAAAACUCAUCAGAAGAUCCAGAUAGUGAAAAAACAAGUGAGUUUAAAAAAUAUGACUUUUCAAAGAUCCCAAAAGUUUCAAAAGAAAAUAACACUCCAACCAAAGCUUCUGCAAAGAUCAAUAUCGAAAAGAAUACAAUUUUAACAAAUAAAUGUGUAGAUCUAAGAAAUGAUAUUGAAAUAUGUCAAAAUUUAGGUGUCAAGAUAUUGGUUUCAAUUGGUGGUAGACAUGGUACUAUUUCAAACACAACAAUUCCUUCUGCAGAGUUUGCUCAAAAACUAGCCGUUAAAAUUUGGGAUAUGUUUUUAUUUGGUGAUAAUGGAAGAAAAAUCUACAAGGAACAACAAUUAUUAAUUUUAAAAAAGGAAGAGGAAAAAAUAAAAAGGCAACUAGAAGCUGAAGAAAAAGGUGACUUCUCAAGCUCUUCAAGUGAUUCAAAUAUUGAUAUUGAUGACUUUGACUACUUUGAAGAUGAAAGUCUAAGCAAAGAUGAAAGUGACUCAAGUAAUAGCGAAGAUGACUAUCUUAUCGACGAAGAUGAAUUCUCAGACUCUUAUUAUGACGAAUACUCUGACGAUGAUGGAACUAUACCACCUGUUUAUGACGAUGAGGACCAAAGCUAUGUCGAUGAAGAAGCCUACAGUGACAGUGACUACUAUGCAUCGGAUCAAUAUGACUCAUCUGGUAACAAGCUAACUAGAAAGCCAAGAGUUUUUUCUUCUAAAAAGAAAACAAUUAAAAAGAAAGCCCCAGUUUUUACUCCACGUCCAUUCGGUUAUGAUAUAUUUUUAAAUGGGGUUGACCUUUCACCAUUGGUGGGUAGAUCCGAUAAUUAUCUCCAUUUGGCGCUUGCUUUGGAUAGCUAUAGAAUUCCUAGAAGAGAUAUCUUUUUGAUUUCUGCAACUUUAGAUUGUUCAGUAUUGCACAGCAAAAAAGAAAAUGUUAAAGUUGAAAAUUCAAUUUUAAAAUUCAACUUUGACUUUUUAAACUUGGACUUUGUUCAUAAUAAGCAAUGUGAUUAUUGGUCCAAAAUCAGCGAUCAAACAAUUAUUGAUUGGUCAACAUACACUGUUAAGAACAAAUACAACCAAACUAAAAUUAUUUUGCAAGUAUCCUCAAAUACAAAGGAUUCAGCUUAUUUUUCACCAAAAUUCUUUUUAAUGGAAUAUACUCAAUACUGUUAUGAUUUACCAAAUAUGGCCGGUGCCUUUAUUACCGAUGUACUAUCUGCUUCUAAAAUUAUAAAUUCAACAACCAAAAUAGACUUUACAAAUGAAUUAACAACAGAUUUAAGAAACUUUGAACCAUCCACAAGAAGAUUUAUUGGUACACGUCCUCCUUCUACAUAUGCAAACUCCACAGUAACACGUCCAUUAAAAACUAAAGAACCAGUUUUAAAAGUACCAGUAACACACUCACCAAUAAAAUUAAAUUCAACUAAAACUACAACCAAUAAAAAUAUUACAACAACAAAAUCAACAACUAAAAAACCAAUUGAUAUUGAUAAUGUUAUAAUUUCUGAUAGUAGUACUACAAGUGGUAUCAAUCCUAUAAUACUAGAUAGUGACGAUUCAAAUGUUAUUGUUUUUGAUGAUAGCGACAGUAGUAGUGGUAAACCUGCAACAACUAAAAAACCAUCAACAACAAUAAAAAAACCAAUCAUUACAAAAUCAACUCAUAAACCUAUUAAAUCCGACUCUAGCUUUGAUACUAAUACUAUUAUUCUUGAUAGUGGGUCAUCCAACUCUAAAAACAACAAUAAUAAUGAUGAUGUUAUAAUUUUCGAUGAUAGUGGAAACUCAAAGGAUACAAAUAAACCAACUAAUAAGCCAACUAGUAAACCAACUAAUAAACCAUUAACAACUAAAACACCAACUAAAAAACCAGCUAGUACCAAAGCUCCACCGCCAACAGCUACACCAAAACUGAGACCAACCCAUAAACCAAUAAGCUCAAACCCUAUUGAUGAUGUUAAUGUUUUGAGUGAACAAAAAGAAACAAUAAAGCCAACUAUCAAACCAACUAGUAAACCAACUAGUGCACCAACAAAUAAACCACUACCUACCAAAGCACCAACUAAAAAACCAGCCAGUACCAAAGCUCCACCCCCAACAGCCACUCCAAAACUGAGACCAACUCAUAAACCAAUCAAUUCGGAUCCCUCAAAUGAAAUUAGUCUUCAACCAACUGAGAUCUUAAAUGAACAAACCAAUGUACCAAUUCCAUCAGAAAAACCAACUACAAAACCAACAACCAUUACAUCUAAGGAACCAACAGAAACCCAUAAACCAACUAUCAUUGAAGCCCAAAUAACUAGUGCCAAUAGCAUUGAGACUACUAAUCUCGUGGAUCCAAACCUUAUAAAUGAUCACUCUAAUAAAAAAACAAUCGAUCCAAUAUUCAUUGAAACUCAACAAAAUAGCAAUAAUGAAAAUAUGGAUUUAAGAGCAACACACCAAACAAUAUCAAAUAAUAUACCAGAUGAAACUAAUCAACAAGACCAACAAGAGCAACAAGAACAACCUGAUAAAGAUAUUAACAUUCAACCAAAAGAAAAUGAUCCAAUAUUUAUUGAACAACAAAAUCAACAAGACCAAAAUAAAGAACCAUUAGCUGAUGAAGCUGUUAGUAGAAGAGCAGGUAGACACAAACCAAUUAGUGCAAAAGAAUUUGAUAAAAACUUUUUUAGUUAA
Molecule: messenger RNA, 2898 nt
Organism: Dictyostelium purpureum
Lineage: Eukaryota; Evosea; Eumycetozoa; Dictyosteliales; Dictyosteliaceae
Exons: 2
Coding region: 1-2898 (965 amino acids)
Cellular component (GO): extracellular region
Molecular function (GO): chitinase activity
Source: RefSeq, a predicted model, not a curated record